Entrophospora sp. SA101 is the source of this 1884-nucleotide messenger RNA. NCBI's taxonomy places the organism in Eukaryota, Fungi, Glomeromycota, Glomeromycetes, Entrophosporales, Entrophosporaceae. The record is from the annotation of a GenBank genome assembly.
AUGCCUUGGGGUAUAUGUCAAAGGACAUGUUGUUCCCGCAAAUCCAAAGCAAAACUAUCUAAAAAAUUUGCACCAAAAGGUGUACCACUUAUGCCAUCAACUUUAGAUAAUGAUGUCGAUAAUUUAAUGAAAUUUUUGGGUUUAAUAUUACUAAGAUCAACAAAUUUCUCAAUUAAAAAUGAUGAAGAGAACACUUCAAAUUCUGAUAAUUAUUCAACGUCAACUAAAAAAGAUGAAAGAGAUGAAAAAGACGAAAAAGACAAUAUUUCAAACGCUGAAACUUCUUUACAAUCAACUAAAAAAGAUGAUGAUGAUACUUCAAAUGCUGGAAUUUCUUCACCAUUGCCAACUAAAAAAGAUGGGGAGAAUACUUCAAAUGCUGGAAAAUUUUUGAUAAAAAUUAAAAACAAAAUCAAACGUGAGAAUUCAGUUGGUCAAAAGGUUAAUAUGUCAAACCUACAACCUUCAAAUUCGAAAAAUGGAAAGCAUGAUCAAACUUUGGACGAACAGGAUGGAAAUCCUAUUCUUACUGACAAGUUACCGAUAGAUAAAGAUCAAUUUGAAGAUUCGCCAUCAGGACCUGAAAAAGAAAAACUAGCAGAUAAAAUAAUUAGAAAAUUUUCUAGAAAAGGUAAAAAGAGUACAAAUGACCCAAGUAAUAUCAAAAACGAUGAAGAUGACGACAAGAUUGAAGUUCUUCAAGAUAAAAAUGGCAGCGUUGAUGUGCCAGAAAUAAAUCCAAAUCAAAGUGAUAGUUCUAAUAAUAAUUCGCCAGGAGCUAAUCCUUCUGAAAUUGAAUUACUUCAAACACUUGUAAAUAUUGUUCAAGACGGAGAUGGCAACGUUAUUGAUGUCACUAAGUCAAGUCGUAGUAGUAUGAUUAGUCCUGAUGAGCUUAGAAAAAGUACAGUGUUUGAAGAUGAAAAUGCCAGUAUAUCAAUUGUUGAAGAUGAAAAUGGCAAUGUUAUUAAUUUACAUUCAGAAUUAGCUAAAACUUUAAAUGGGAAAAAAAGAUAUGAUUAUCGUUUAGUUGAAACAUUAUCAGUUUCAGCAUCAACAAAAGCAGGCAGUGUAAAACAGCCACCAACUAAUUGGUUGAAAACUGGAGUGAUCACCAAGUAUAAGCAUAUUGGCACUAAGCAGACAACAGCUCAAUUACAUCCAUAUAAAUUUACAAUGACAUUGAUGGAAGAGGCAGAGUCUAGAGGAGCAAAAGUUAUAAUUGGGCGAGUUGAUGGAAUAGAAUUUGAUAUGGCAAAAGCCUCAGGUGUAAAAAUUUCAACAACAAAUGAAAUCAUAGCAGCUGACACUGUUGUUGUUGCUAUGGGACCAUGGAGUGGAGAAGUACUUUCAUGGCUUGUGAAAAAAGGAAAUAGAGCUUUUCAACUACCAGAUGUAUCAGGACAAAGGGCACAUAGUAUUGUUUUAAAACCAUCUGUUCCUAUAUCAGCACAUGUAUGUUUUGUUUCACUUAAUUUAGGACAUAGAUUUGCAGAACCAGAAAUUUAUCCAAGACCAGAUGGGGAAGUUUAUAUUUCAGGAGAAUGUGAUGAAUCAACGCUUCCAGAAAGUGCAGAUGGGUACAUACCAAAUCCAGUAGCUAUCAGAAAUCUUAAAAAUAAUGUAAACACAGUUUCUCCAGAUGUCUUAGGAUGUGCACCAGUUAUAAAAGAACAAUGUUGUUAUAUGCCAAUAACAGAUGAUGAUAAGCCAUUAAUAGGGAAAAUACCAUGGUUAGAUGGUGUAUAUAUUGCGACAGGACAUUCAGUAUGGGGAAUUUUAAAUUCAUCUGGUACAGGUAAAGUUAUUGCAGAAAUGAUUUUAGAAGGUCAAGCAAAAUUUGCUGAUGUUAGAGCAUUGGCUCCAAUGAGACCAAAAAAAUAA